GAUCCGCGGGGUCUCGGUGCGCUCGCUCUCUCUCUCAGACGCGCUCGGCGUUCACACUCGCAAGGACCCCGAUGGCCCCCAUCCAGAGGGACUGCGCUAACCAAACGAAAAGCUCCGGCUCCCAGCUCCCCUAGCGAAGGCAGGACCCGAGAGCCUGCUCCUGGAUUACCGCAUUGUUUUAUAAUUUCCAACAAAAGAAGGAGAGAGAGAGAGAGAGGAAGGUGAUGAUGCUGAGGAUGCGCCCGCGAUGGUGGAUUUCCCUUUUGUGCGUCUGUGGAUUGAUGCACGGCGGUCACCAGAGCAGCCCUAAUUCCCCAAAUGGAGACGCCUUGUCGAGCUUGAAGGCUCUUCGUGAUGCAGGCAGGUUCGUGGGGAAGGAGGACACGGUGCCUCUCCGCCUGCUCUACAGCAGACACAACCACAGCCAGAUCACAGAGGACGAGCUCAGCACCAGGGUGAGAGCCAGCUCCGGAUCCACGCAGGUGAACCACGUGGCUCAGGCAAGCUUUCAAGUUGAUGCUUUUGGCAGAAAAUUCAUCUUGGAUGUGGAACUGAAUCAUGAUUUGCUGUCUUCGGGGUACGUGGAGCGGCAUUUAUCAGAGAAAGGGACGACUAUCAUCACCAAUGGAGGAGAGCACUGCUACUAUCAGGGGAAGGUCAGAGAUGUUCCUCGCUCCUUUGUGGCUCUCUCAACCUGUCAUGGGUUACAUGGGAUGUUUUUCGAUGGCAAUCACACCUACAUGAUUGAGCCUGGAGGAGAGGGAAGCAGUGAGGGAGAUGUUCAUAUUCACAUGAUCUACAAAUCUGCGAUGCAAGGAUUAGGUGAUCUUCUCAAUGGUGAACUUCCAGAGCCGCCUUUUCCCAGCCCUCCUUUUCCUGGGUCAAAAGUUGUUCACAGGAGAAAAAAGAGACAAGUUUCACAUAGGUCAAGAAGUGUAGAGGAUGAGACAAAAUACAUUGAGCUGAUGGUGAUCAAUGACCAUCUAAUGUACAAGAAGCAUCGGCUUUCCGUUGGGCACACGAAUAACAAUGCUAAGUUAGUGGUCAAUAUGGCUGACAUGAUUUUCAAGGAACAGCUUAAUACCAGGAUUGUGCUGGUUGCCAUGGAAACAUGGUCAGCUGAUAACAAGUUUAACAUAGAUGACGACCCCAUGGUGACGCUGAGGGAGUUCAUGAAGUAUCGAAAAGAUUUCAUCAAGGAGAAAUGCGACUCUGUUCACCUUUUUUCAGGGAAUCGUUUUCACAGCAGCUGGGGAGGAGCAUCAUACAUGGGAGGAGUUUGCUCCUUGACUAAAGGAGGGGGAGUCAAUGAGUAUGGGAAAACCGAUGAGAUGGCCAUAACUCUCGCUCAGUCUCUUGGACAGAACAUUGGCAUCUUCUCUGACAAGAAAAGGAUUCUUAAUGGUGAAUGCAAGUGUGAUGAUCGAUGGUCAGGCUGCAUCAUGGAUGAUGUUGGUUUCUACCUGCCUAAGAGGUUCUCCGACUGCAACGUGGAGGAGUACCACAACUUUCUGAACAGUGGUGGGGGAGCCUGUCUGUUCAACAAACCCCCGAAGCUGUUGGACCCUCCAGUGUGUGGAAAUGGCUUUGUGGAGCCUGGAGAGGAGUGUGACUGUGGCAGCCCAGCGGAGUGUGCCAGAGAGGGGGAGGCCUGCUGCAACAAAUGCACUCUGACACAAGGCUCCAAGUGCAGCAACGGACUCUGCUGCAACAACUGCCAGAUGGAGUUCAUGGGGGUUGUAUGCAGAGAUGCAGUGAAUGAUUGUGACAUCCCUGAAAACUGCACAGGCAACUCCAGUCAAUGUCCACCAAAUGUGCACAAGAUGGAUGGCUAUACGUGUGAAAAGGACCAGGGUCGCUGCUUCAAUGGAAGAUGCAAAACUAAAGACAGGCAGUGCAAGUACAUCUGGGGAGAGAAGGCAACUGCGGCUGACAAGUUCUGUUACGAGAAGUUAAACAUUGAAGGGACUGAGAAGGGAAACUGCGGGAAGGACAAAGACACCUGGAUCCAGUGUAACAAACAGGAUGUUCACUGUGGCUACCUGUUGUGCUCUAACAUCUCACCUGCCCCACGCCUCGGGGAGCUGCAGGGGGGCCUGACCUCCUUUUCAGUAGCCCGUCACAGUGCUUCUCUUGACUGCAGUGGGGCUCAUGUGCUGAUCGAUGGAGACACUGAUCUGGGAUAUGUCGAAGAUGGUACGGCCUGCGGGACAGACCGUAUCUGUUUCAACCACAAAUGCCUCCCCAUACAACAGUUCAACUUCAGCACUUGUCCCGGGACCACUGACAAGAUCAUCUGCUCUGGACAUGGGGUUUGCAGCAAUGAGCUGAAAUGUGUGUGUUACCUGGGCUGGGCUGGAGAGGACUGUAACUCCACGUCUCCUCUCAGCUAUCUCGUGGUGGGACCAACCGCCCCAGUCUCAGGUAUCACCACUACCAACAUCAUCAUUGGGGCCAUCAUAGGCUCCAUCCUCUUCCUCGCCCUCAUAAUGGCCGUCACAGCCUGGUGUUACAAGAGCUACAAGCAGAGACGCUAUGUUGAGUCUGAGGUUCACAGAAGAUUCUGCCGACAAAUGCCCCCAGGUGACUAUGUAACAAAGCCUGGGGAUGCGGACUCAUUUUACAGCGACAUGCCUCCAGGGGUCAGCACAAACUCAGGCUGCAGCUCCAAGAAGAGGUCAGCCUGCCUGUCCCACCUGCAGCUUUGUACCCUGUCCUUCACUCCCUCCAUCCCAUCCAUUUCUCAGAACAUCUCACUGUUUGGCUUCAGAUCUAAUGGUCUAUCCCACUCAUGGAGUGAGAGAAUCCCAGACGCCAAACACAUCUCUGACAUCUGUGAAAAUGGGCGACCAAGGAGCAACUCAUGGCAAGGAAAUCUAAGCGGUAACCGUAAGAAACUGAAAGGAAAGAAGUUCCGUGCUCGCUCCAACUCCACAGAGACACUAUCCCCUGCCAAGUCACCGACUUCCUCCACAGGAUCUAUUGCAUCCAGCAGGAGGUACCCGUACCCCAUGCCCCCCCUCCCUGACGACCAGAGGAAAGGCAACAGGCAGAGCGCCAGGCUGUGGGAGACUUCAAUAUAACAGCCGUCUUACCCUCUCUGCAGAAGAUUUUAAGGAACCACGCGUCUCCUUUUCUGUGAAUGAAAAACACAAAAAUGAAACAUAAUUGACUCUUAGUGAAUAGAGAGAGAGAGCCCCCCACUGGAGUGGAACUAGGCAAAGGUGUGUGUGAGUAAGUGUGUACGAGCAUCUCCGAGGCUGUUUCAGUGUCAUUAAGUGGAUCUCUCCGAGACGAGUGAUGGCGGAGAAACCACCACAUCCACUCCAGACCAGCUGGAAGCUCAGGCUGAGCUGUUCCUGUCUGCUCAGGCCUCAUGACCCCCCCCCCCCCCCUUUCUGCACCAGUCCUAAAUCCUUGAACUUCGUCACGUCCUUCUGAACUCAUCCUCCCCUCGACACCACUGUCUCCCCUCUAAGUCGUUUGGAUCUCCUCUUUGAAAGGAGCCGUGAAACCAGAGCAGGUCAACAUAUCACAUUGCAUUGUUGGAUUUGUUGGAUCAUUUUGUCGCACGUGAAUCGCCGUAGAAACUCCAACACUGUAUGCAUGAGACAACCCUCCUCCUACUGAAAAAGACGAGAAGAACCACCGUCUCGGGUGAAAGGAAGGCAUGCGAGGGGGCAGUGAUUUUAUACCUUCUGUAGGCUUUGACGCUUUCUUUCCACUAUAGGUAAUCCAGAUUGUAUCAUCAUUUAUAGCCCAUAACCCAUAACAUGGGCCCAUAUUGACCCCCUACCCCCAGUUUGUGUGUAAAUAUGUACAGUGAAAUACACACAGAGUAUGUUUUUGCUUUUAUUCUUAUGGUGUUAGUCUGUAGAUAAGUGUAGAGACCCCGCACUCAUUCGUCCGUCUUUGUUUCUAUUUGUUGUCCCUUUUUUUUAUUCCUCCCUUCCUGAGUGACUGUGACCUAUAUAGCUUCCUCCAUCUAUGGCAGAACGUGAAAGUGUUUUUUUUUUUUUCUAUCAUAUCUAGACACCACCUUUGGGACACCCAGAAAUGACUGAUGGAGUUUUGGUAGAGAUGUUGAUGGAGGCACACUGAGUCUUAUUUAGGGAAAUCUUUAUAGUUUUAUGUGCCGAAUGGACUGAGAUGUGUUUGGUGUAGUUAUAGAUGUGCCACUUUUCACGUGUGAUUAUGGAAGUUUCAGAUUGACUAUUAAAAAGUAUUGAGUUCUGUUUGAGUCGCUCAAAUAAAGGAGAGUAAACGCCAAUAACUGGAUGUGGUUUUUGGCCAAAUUUUUUGCAAGAAUCUGGAAAAAAAGUGAUUUGAAAAAUGUGCAUUUUGAAUUUAGCUGUGAUGAUUGAGAUAUUUAGCCUUGUAAAUGAUAAAUCUAUGCUGUACAGUGCUUGCUGUUUGAGCUUGUGAAGACCAACAGCAUGAUAGUUUGAUAUCAAAUUAAUUUAUUUCUCCAGGUAGGCUAUUUGUGAGACCAAAAAUGGGAAAAAAUCAUGCCACUGAAAGACUUUUCUUCCACCUUAUUGCCUCUUUGCAGUCUUAAUGGGUACUGUAUGUCAGCAAAGUCAGGAUUAUUUAUGUCAGGAACUCCUUUAAAUUAAUUAAAGAGGAUUUUUUGUGCUAUGCCUGAUCCUUGUGGCGCUAUUUAAAGUGGAUCUUUUGACAAAUGUUUCUAUAUCACUCCCAAGAAGCAAGUUCUGUACAGUUUUACUCUCUUGUCUUCAGGCCUCCUGUUUGUCAUCCUGCUGUUGUUUCAUUAUUAUUCCUGUGUGAGCACUUUUUUAUUUGUUAUCCAUGUAUGCAUUAGGACUGUAUAGUUAUAUGAUGGCCACAAUAUUGAAUUAUUAUUGCUACAAGUAUCUUUUUUAUUAAAUACCUUUGUAAUGUCCACUUCUUUUCUCAGCAUUAUGUACAGCAAUGAUUCAAACGGUAAUUAAGUGCAUUAUUGUAAUUAUGUGUGUUGAUGAGUUUGAAUGGAGACAUGUUGAGUUUUUUUUAUCACAUUUGUUGGGUGGUUACUCCGGCAUGUGCUAAUCUGUAUCAUAAAGUUUGGACACAUAACAUUGUUAAUGAGAUCUGUACGGCCUCAUGAUUUGCCUUCUAUCAGAGCUCUCUGUUUGGCUCUGGUCUUCUUUCAGUAUUGUCAGUGUUUAAUAGCCCACUCAUGUUCCCUGGGCUAUCCAAGGCUGUAGAAAGCAGUAUCUCAGUGAUUAUAUUUCUAACAUCAUGUAUUGUGCUACAGAGAGACAUUCGUCCCAGGCAUUGCUCCAGGCUGUAGUGACUUCUGUCUGAACAUAUCUGUUGCCGUUGCCUGCACACACUGUUGGACUGAUCCCAACAGAGGACGAUUCUGGAGAAAUGUCCCCACAAAUGAGCUGUCCGUCUUUGUCCAGCCAAAGACUUGAAUGUAUUUGUGUACUGGAGAGCACCAACCAUCCGGUCUCACCCAUACAAUCCCACCCUGCUGCCGGGCGCAUCAGCCCCCUGCUGCAGGAACAAUGAAAACCCUACAUGUGCGAGUUCAUAUCUAAGUACUGCUGUUGCUUUUUUAAAUUUAGUUUUGCCUGUAUGCUGUACAGACUGAUGAUGCAAAAAUCAAUGCCAUUAAUUUAAUUUCUUUUAAUCAUUCAGUAUUGUAAUAUAUUUAAUAUAAAA
This is a messenger RNA of Cheilinus undulatus (humphead wrasse), 5670 nucleotides long. RefSeq names its product ADAM metallopeptidase domain 22 (gene adam22). Gene Ontology annotation, molecular function: metalloendopeptidase activity. Gene Ontology annotation, cellular component: postsynaptic density membrane. The record is from RefSeq and is a predicted model, not a curated record. The coding region runs from base 225 to 3083 and encodes 952 amino acids. The transcript has 31 exons. Lineage: Eukaryota; Metazoa; Chordata; Actinopteri; Labriformes; Labridae. Gene Ontology annotation, biological process: proteolysis.